This is a messenger RNA of Zymoseptoria tritici IPO323, 886 nucleotides long. RefSeq lists its product as uncharacterized. The transcript has 2 exons. Gene Ontology annotation, biological process: proton transmembrane transport. Gene Ontology annotation, cellular component: proton-transporting two-sector ATPase complex, catalytic domain. Lineage: Eukaryota; Fungi; Ascomycota; Dothideomycetes; Mycosphaerellales; Mycosphaerellaceae. Bases 124 to 819 code for a protein of 231 amino acids. Gene Ontology annotation, molecular function: proton-transporting ATPase activity, rotational mechanism. The record is from RefSeq and is a predicted model, not a curated record.
GAAUAUCCUCGACCAUCUUCAGCUUUUUCGAGCUACGCACCAGCUCCGCUUCGCCUAGACUGCUCAUCCCGCCUCCAAGAGCUCACGAUCACCAUCGUCACCACCACUUCAACCAGCACAACCAUGUCUCAAAUACACGCCAUGUCGGACGAUCAAGUCAACACCGAGCUUCGCAAGAUGACUGCCUUCAUCCGCCAGGAGGCUUUGGAGAAGGCGCGCGAGAUCCACCUCAAAGCGGAUGAGGAGUUCAGCAUUGAGAAGUCGAAGCUCGUUCGCUCAGAGACAUCUCGGAUGGACACGGAGUACGAGAAGAAGUUCACUCAAGCCGGCAUGAGCCAGCAGAUUACAAAGUCCACACUCGCCAACAAGCAGCGACUGCGCAUUCUGAGUGCGAGACAAGAGCUGCUCGACUCGCUGUUUGAGGAUGCCAACAAGAAGCUUGCGGAUACAGCUUCAAAGGACAAGAAGAAGUACGAGAAGGUGCUCAGCAAUUUGAUCUUGGAGGGACUAUACGCAUUGGUGAACGAGAAGAAGGUCACGCUCAAGUGCAGGAAGAAGGAUGACGAUGUGGUGAAGAAGGCUGCGGACAGUGCGAAGGAGGAGUACAAGAAGAACAUGAAACGUGAGGUGGACAUUCAGCUUGAUUCGGACAAGAUCCCAGAUCAGUCCGCCGGAGGUGUCAUCAUCCUCAACAGCACAGGCAAGAUUGACGUCAACAACACGUUCGAAGAGCGACUGCGCCUGCUCGAGAGCGACGCUCUACCUACCGUUCGCGCGACGUUGUUUGGCGAGAACAAGAACAGGAAAUUCCGCGAUUAGGAGGAAGGUCUCGGAAGUGGAGACGAUGUAUCAUAAUCGCGAUCGAGAUAUUUGCUGACAUGGCUUG